CGUAACUGUAGCAGUAUAAGCUAUUACAGUAUAUGCUUUUGAACAAGUUGAUAAAACAGAAGCUAACAAAGCUGUUUUUAACGAAAAUUUAACCAUCGUAAUGGAUCAUUCAGAAAUAGGAAUGACACCUGAGCAAAAGGAGGUUUUACGUAGGUGCCGUAUGGACAUCAUCCAUAAUCUAAACAUGUCUGACAUUAUCGACUACCUUCAAACUGAUGGUAUCAUAAGCCUAGCGAGAAAAGAAGAGAUUUUUGCAUGUACUACGAGUGAAAAACAGUGCAGUAAAUUUCUAGAUAUUCUUCCACGAACUGGCCCAAAAGCUUAUGCAUCUUUUGUGAAGGCACUGGAAUAUGACUAUGGGUUUAUCAAGGAGAAGAUUGAAGAAGAAGAGGCAAAAGUCAAAGCAGAAGUUGUAGCUGAGAAUGAUCAUGAUGCUUACAGUUUGGCAGGUCACGCAGUGAAGAGUCUUGUACAACAGAGUAAGCAUUGCAUCAUACCUGAAUCUGAUGGCCGACGGGAAUCAAUCUUCAAUCUUGAUUGGGAGAUUGAAGACACAUUUGCAGAUGAUCUAGGCUAUCAAAGCCCACUUGAUGUUCAGUCUCUCACAGCUGGUCACAAGAGAGGUAGCACCCUUCCCACAAUACCAGAGGUAUUAACCCCAGAUUUAGAAGAGAAUCAAGUAUAUUUGGUGAAGCAAGAUGUUUGUGCGAUUGCUCUUGAUCCAUAUGACAAAGCUGCUACAGAUCCAAAUGUUGAAGACACGGACGCAUCAGGAGAAGGAAUAGCCGAUGCUAGGCAAAGAAAGACAAGAUCAUUGUCUCUUGGAGGUGGUGUCAGAAACAUGGUUAGCUCAUUUGAAACACACAUUCAACAAGUAACUAAUCCUUCAAAUGCUGACAUAAAAACCAAACCGACACCAUAUGCUAAUGCUCACAAAAAGGAUACUGAAGAUGACAGCUUGAUGAGUGCUCUACAUACGAACACAGACAGUGGAAAAAUAAAUUUAAAUAGCAAUGAUUUAGUUCUUGUUCCAAGUUGCCAGAUUCCAGAUCCCCAAAAAACAUCAGAUAGUCAAAGGAGAGUGACUGUCUAUGAUAAAUAUGGCCGCAAAAUGUGCGUACCUUUUAGUGUCUUGAAGAAAUACGGAGACCCCCUAGGUGAGCCUUGGUUCUAUCCAAUAGCAAUAUCCUCCAAACAAGCUGCCUUGUUUCUCACAGAAACCAAACAAGAGGGCUGCUUUCUUGUGUACAAGUCAACAAAAUCCCCAGAUAAAAUCCUGUAUAAUGUCUCUGUUAGUAAGGACAAUGGAGAUUUGAAACACUAUCAAGUUAAACUAUAUGAUGAUGGCAAUCUGGGAAUUGUCAAUCACAACCGCACAUUUCUGACCAUUCAUGAUCUUGUGAGAUUCUUCAAGAAGAAUAAAAGCUCUUUGAUAACACGUCUGAGACGACCUCUCAGCCAAUCAAAUCAACCAUUCACACCUGGGCUACAUUUCGACCACAAAUGGGAGAUCUCUGAUGACAGUGUUUUGAAAGUGGAUGAGAAUUGCAUUCUGGGAAAGGGAUUUUUUGGUCUUGUUUUCGCUGGCCAUUACCAUGGUGACAGAGUAGCUGUGAAAUCUUUACACAAAAAUCACAGUUCUUUUACCCAACUAGAUGACUUCUUCAAUGAAGCAGAUAUAAUGAUGCAGAUCCCAAGCCAUGCCAAUAUAGUUGAAUUGAUUGGUGUUCGCUUCUCAAAACCAGCUUUCUACAUCAUAACCGCUUACAUUGAGAAAGGCAGUCUAAAGUCUUGUUUAAGAGACCAACAGAUUGAUACAGAGGAUUUAGAUCUUCUUUAUCAACUCUGUGGCCAGCUUGCCUCAGCUAUGUCACACCUAGAAAACCUUCGCUAUGUCAUACAUCGUGAUGUUGCUGCAAGAAAUUGUUUCAUAACAGCUGACAAUACCCUCAAAUUGGGUGAUUUUGGACUUGCACGAAGUGUCCUGGAUGAUAAUUAUGAAGCCCCAGAAGAAGAGAAAAUUGCUGUCAAGUGGGCUGCACCAGAAGUGCUGAGUAAUCAAAUAUACAGCACAAAGUCUGAUGUUUGGGCAACAGCAGUGACCUUUUGGGAGAUUUACAGUGGAGGGAAGACCCCUUAUGGAAAACAGUCCACACACACAACAGCAUGGCUUGUCAUGAAUGGGGAGAAACUUGGUAGUCCUUCUGAGAAGUGCCCAAGCUACAUCUAUAGCAUUAUGCUGGCCUGCUGGGCUACAGACCCCGACAAGAGACCAACGUUCAGUCGUCUGCUUCAACUAUUUGAGAAUAAAUCAGCCAUGUACUAUGGAGUCCGUUCUCUACAUGGUAGUAUUGUGUCCCUGUCUGGUUCAGGAAACCUACAUGUAAUAGACCAACGACACUCCAUUUUUAACCAGACAAAUCCUGGCAGCCAUGAAACAAUAGAGCAUAAGUCAAAUUAUGAAAUUCAAACCAUGAAAGAAAAAGAGGCAUUAAUCCCCAACAAUCUAAAUCCUGCAAAGCAAACUUCUGACGAGCAUAGUAAACCCACAGUUUGCCCCUCUGAUCUUGAAAAACAACUAAUAAUUGGGCAAGAACAAGUCGCUGGUUGCCAAUCAAAUCAUGAAAUUCAAGCUGUUAUAGAAAAAGAGGCAUUCAUCCCAACCAAUCUAAACCCUGGGAAAGAAGCUGCUGACAAUCAUAGUAAACCCACAGCUAGCCCCAUUGAUCUUGAAAAACAACCAACAACUGGACAAGAACAAGUCCCUGUUGGCCAAUCAAAUCAUGAAAUUCAAGCCAUGAUUGAAAAUGAGGAGUUAAUUCUCACCAAUCCAAACCCUGGGAAGGAAGCUUCUGAAGAGCAUAGUAAGGUUGCUGCUUGCCCAGCUGAUCUUAAAACACAACCAACGAUUGGACAAGAACAAGUUACUUUUAGCCAGUCAAGCCUUCAGAUGCAAACAAUAAUGGUUAAAGAGCAAUCCACACUUAGCCAAACAAGCCUUAAGAAGCAGUCUGCAGUUGGAAAAGAACAAGUCACUUUCAGCAAGUCAAAUCUUGGGAUUCAAACAAUCACAAAGAAAGAGCAAUCCAUGUUUAGCCAAACUAACCUUGAGCAGCAACACUCAAUUGAAUGCGACCAGUUAUCUCUUUUGCCAUUGAAAAUGGAGGAAGAUGCAUCUAGCCUAGGUCAAGCCACAAUAAGUAGCCAAUCAAUGAUUAAACAAGGACAAUCUGCCUCACGUGAAGUCGAUCAUUGCAACAAUCAAACAAUGGAAAAUGGGCAAUCUUCCCCAAGGCACACCAAUGCCGAUGACUAAUCAGAUUUACAUGGUGACGCAAAAAAUACAUACCACACACUAAUUUUUGAAUAACUUUCCCAAUGUUUAAGGAACCUACAUGAUUAUUUUGUGGAGAUAGUUUUCAAUGGAAAAAAUAUUGUUGUCCUUGGAGCACUGGUACUCACCUAGUUAUGCUGACGAUACAUCAGCGUAACAAGCUGGAAGAACUUCCGGGCUUUGUUUUCGGUAAGAUAUUUUUAUUUCUCGA
Owenia fusiformis is the source of this 3545-nucleotide messenger RNA. The record is from the annotation of a GenBank genome assembly. NCBI's taxonomy places the organism in Eukaryota, Metazoa, Annelida, Polychaeta, Sabellida, Oweniidae.